This is a messenger RNA of Solea senegalensis (Senegalese sole), 1215 nucleotides long. RefSeq names its product fork head domain-containing protein FD2-like. The transcript has a single exon. Gene Ontology annotation, biological process: regulation of transcription by RNA polymerase II; cell differentiation; anatomical structure morphogenesis. Gene Ontology annotation, molecular function: RNA polymerase II cis-regulatory region sequence-specific DNA binding; DNA-binding transcription factor activity, RNA polymerase II-specific. Bases 28 to 627 code for a protein of 199 amino acids. NCBI's taxonomy places the organism in Eukaryota, Metazoa, Chordata, Actinopteri, Pleuronectiformes, Soleidae. The record is from RefSeq and is a predicted model, not a curated record.
ACUAACCCAAUCCAUCUUCCAGCUAACAUGAGGAGCUGCUCAGACAAUCCCUCUCCUGAGGAUGCACAUCUCCCCUCAAAGCCCUCGCUCUCCUAUAUUGCCCUCAUCGCCAAAGUCAUAUUGUCCUCCCCCUCCCGGAAACUCAGCCUGGCGUCCAUCUACGCAGCAAUGGAGGAGCAGUUUCCUCACCUGAAGAGCCGUGGUCCGGGCUGGAAGAACAGUGUCCGGCACAACCUGUCUGUAAAUGACUGCUUUGUGAAGGUGAGUCACUGUGAGGACGGUCGAGGUCAUCACUGGGGUGUCCACCGAGAUUACCUUAGAGACUUUGAGCAAGGGAACUACAAGCAGUACAGGAAGGCCAGAGGAAGGAGGGAGAGGGAGCGAUAUAACAAAGUAAUGGCACAGUAUGUGGUGUGGAUGAAGAGCAGCAGCUUCCUGAGAACGCUCUGUGAGAGUAGAUCUUUGGGUUGGGUGGAGCCAUCAUGCCCUCUGCAGGAACCAUGGAGGUAUCAGAUGAUUCCUUUGGAGUGGACUCAGCCGUGCUAUCUGCCUUUUAGUGUUCACAUUGGCUGGUUACAAAACCCCAGCUGGAUGACACGUCACUGUCCUCCUGACUCAAAUGUGUAGUGUUGCAGCUGGGGCGAUGCACGGCAUUCCACCUCUAAAUUCCAGGCUGCACCAUGAAGACACAAAUAACCCUGACGUGAAAAGAGACACAUGACAGCAGCCUCGUGACAUGACUGUGCACUGCAACACCUUUCAGAAUUUUCCUGGAUACGGCUGUGUCACAUAAAACCACAUUUGCACAAUUUGCACAUCCACCACUGGAGGAGAAAUUAUCAUGUCAGUCAUCAAGGAGACUCUUUCUUUUGAAAAUGAAGGUCUAGUAGUAAAAUGUUGCAGCAAUAAAAUAAAAUAUUCUUGCUGUUGUGACACCUCACUCUUCAAAGAGUUGACAAACCUGUGCUUUACAAAGUCAACCUUUGGUUCAACCACUGCUUUGUCCACAUUGCAAACAAAGAGCGGACAACACGGGAUGUUUACUUUCUCUUCUUCUUCUCACACACACUUCAGAACAGAUACAUACUAGUCCAGUAGGUGGCAGAAAGUUACCUUGGAAACAGAAUCUACAUUUGAAUCAAGUCCUUGAAUCUGAUGUUUGUCCUCACCUGUCAUUUGUGUGGAUGCAUAAAUAAAUACGCAGCUCCUAACCUU